This is a messenger RNA of Cinclus cinclus, 1875 nucleotides long. RefSeq names its product prostaglandin-endoperoxide synthase 2 (gene PTGS2). The transcript is spliced from 10 exons. NCBI's taxonomy places the organism in Eukaryota, Metazoa, Chordata, Aves, Passeriformes, Cinclidae. Gene Ontology annotation, cellular component: cytoplasm; neuron projection. Gene Ontology annotation, molecular function: heme binding; prostaglandin-endoperoxide synthase activity; peroxidase activity. Gene Ontology annotation, biological process: cyclooxygenase pathway; response to oxidative stress. Bases 1 to 1875 code for a protein of 624 amino acids. The record is from RefSeq and is a predicted model, not a curated record.
AUGUACGGCAGGGGCCGGCACUUGGAGCUGCCGAGCCAGCCCCGCCAGCCCAGCCCCGCCAUGCCGCUGCUGCCCCUGGCCCUGCUGGCCGCGCUCCUGGCCGCCGGCCGCGCCGCCAACCCUUGCUGCUCGAACCCCUGCCAGAACAGAGGCGUCUGCAUGACCGCUGGGCCGGAUCGCUACGAGUGUGACUGCACCAGGACAGGCUACUACGGGCAGAACUGCACCACACCGGAAUUCUUCACAUGGUUGAGGCUAGCAGUGAAACCAUCACCAAACACUGUCCACUACAUCCUCACCCACUUCCAAGGAGUCUGGAAUAUCAUCAACAACAUUCCCUUCUUACGGGACACUAUUAUGAGAUACGUGCUAACGUCAAGAUCACACUUGAUUGACAGCCCACCAACUUACAAUACUGACUACAAUUACAAAACCUGGGAAGCUUAUUCCAAUCUUUCCUACUACACGAGAAGCCUUCCACCAGUAGGACUUGACUGCCCAACACCAAUGGGUGUUAAAGGUAAGAAAGAGCUUCCAGAUUCGAAGUUGAUCGUGGAGAAGUUCUUGCUGAGGCGAAAGUUUAUUCCCGACCCACAAGGCACAAACAUGAUGUUCACGUUCUUUGCCCAGCACUUCACCCACCAGUUCUUCAAGACAGACCACAAGAGGGGCCCUGCCUUCACCAGAGCGCUCGGCCACGGGGUUGACUUGAACCACAUUUAUGGAGAGACUCUGGAGAGACAACUUAAACUGAGGCUUCGAAAGGAUGGAAAGCUAAAAUACCAGAUGAUCAAUGGAGAAAUGUACCCGCCGACGGUGCGGGACACACAGGCAGAGAUGCUGUACCCACCCCACGUGCCUGAGCACCUGCAGUUCUCCGUGGGGCAGGAGGUGUUCGGGCUGGUGCCAGGGCUGAUGAUGUACGCCACGAUCUGGCUGCGUGAGCACAACCGCGUCUGCGACGUGCUCAAGCGCCAGCACCCUGACUGGGACGACGAGCAGCUCUUCCAGACCACCCGGCUCAUACUGAUAGGAGAGACAAUCAAGAUCGUUAUAGAGGACUAUGUGCAGCACCUGAGUGGGUACCACUUCAAGCUGAAGUUUGACCCUGAGCUGCUCUUCAACCAGAGGUUCCAGUACCAGAACCGCAUCGCAGCAGAGUUCAACACCCUGUACCACUGGCACCCAUUGCUGCCCGACACCUUCCACAUCCACGACCAGGAGUACACCUUCCAGCAGUUCCUCUACAACAACUCCAUCAUGCUGGAACAUGGGCUCUCCCAUAUGGUCAAAUCUUUCUCCAAGCAAAGUGCUGGCAGGGUUGCUGGUGGGAAGAACGUUCCUGCUGCAGUGCAGAAAGUAGCAAAGGCCUCCAUUGACCAAAGCAGGCAGAUGAGGUACCAGUCCUUGAACGAGUACAGGAAACGCUUCAUGCUGAAACCAUUCCGGUCCUUUGAAGAGCUUACAGGAGAAAAGGAGAUGGCAGCGGAACUGGAGGAGCUGUAUGGGGACAUCGAUGCCAUGGAGCUGUACCCAGGCCUGCUGGUGGAGAAGCCCCGGCCCGGGGCCAUCUUUGGCGAGACCAUGGUGGAGAUUGGGGCGCCCUUCUCCCUGAAGGGGCUGAUGGGCAAUGCCAUCUGCUCCCCCGAGUACUGGAAGCCCAGCACCUUUGGGGGCAAGGUGGGCUUCGACAUCGUCAACACGGCCUCCCUGCAGAAGCUCAUCUGCAACAACGUGAAGGGCUGUCCCUUCACUGCCUUCCACAUCCUGCCUCCCGAGCCUACCGAGGCCACAAUUAAUGUUAGUACCUCAAAAACUGCCAUGGAAGAUAUCAACCCCACACUCCUGCUGAAAGAGCGCUCUGCCGAGCUGUAG